AUGGACCACGCGUCUCGUAUGGAGCCGUCACUGCCCAAGGCGCUCUUUGACCGUGCGUAUGACAAGCGCAAGGCAGCGGCGCUUGAGCUAGAGCGCCAGGUGCGCGAUACGGUGUCGCGCGGUGAUCGGACGCGUAUUGAUCACAUAGUGCAGCAGCUGUGCGCGUAUCUUACGCAGAAUCCCGCGCCGCAUGCCAAUGCCCGGAAUGGCGGCUUGAUCGGGCUGGCGGGUGUCGGUAUCGCGCUGGGCCAGGAGGUCGCCGCGUACCUGGAUCAGAUGAUGAUACCCAUUCUUGCGUGCUUUAGUGAUCCUGAUCCCAAGACGCGUUAUUUUGCCUGCGAGAGCUUUUACAACCUCGCCAAGGUAUGCAAGGGCGAGAUGCUCGUGUACUUUAAUGAGAUCUUUGUCGUGCUGGCUCGUCUAGCUGCCGACUCGGAAGUGUCCGUCAAGAACGGCGCCGAGCUGCUGGAUCGCCUGUUCAAGGAUAUCGUGUGCGAGGCGGCGCCACACUACCUCUCUCAGUACCAAAAUGUGGCGCACAUUCGCGCCCGACAGGACCAAGACGUUGGCGCCGAGGGCGGCCAGAACGAGCUGGACGUCGCGCGCGAGAAGGCCGCGCACGAAGUGCAGGAGCACCAAGGCGCGAACCGUGCCUUUUCUCUCGCGCGCUUCGUCCCGCUUUUGGCUGAGCGGAUGCAGGUGGUCAGUCCGCUGACGCGCAACUAUAUUAUCGGCUGGAUUGCCGUGCUCGAUGCCGUGCCCGAUUUGCAGCUCGUGUCGUACCUGAAUGCGUUCCUCCCGCACCUCUUUCAGUACCUCGGCGACCCCAAUACGGAUGUGCGCGUCGCGACAGCCGAGGUCCUGGCCAACUUUCUGCGCGAGAUCCGCGAGGCCGCCCAGCACGAGCGGGAAGAGCCGGUUCGUACGGAAGACUGCGAUCAGGACGAGUGGGUCCACAGCCGGCGCGUGCGCAUCGAGUAUGACGCGAUUCUAGAGAGCCUGCUGGAGCAGGUGCAGCACCACGACGAGGAAAUCCAGGCGACGACCUUUGAGUGGAUCACCGAGUUUCUGCACGUUGUGCCGGCGAUGGUCGUGCGGUUCACGCCGCGGCUCAUAUCUGCUGUGCUCCCCUGCCUCGCGCACCCGGCGCCGGCGAUUCAGACGGCUGCGAUCAAGGCCAACACCGAGCUGUUUGCGGCGGUCGAGCACCAGCUGCCAGAUGGCGGCGGCGGCCUCGACUACUUUGUGACGACGAAUGCGCUCAAGCAGCAUUUGCAGGACCAGCAUGACCAGACGCGCUUACAGGCCCUCGAGUGGCUCAUGAUGCUGCAUGCCAAGAGCCCCACGAAGCUGUUCUCCAUCCAGGAUGGCAGUAUAUCCGUCCUGCUCCGUGUGCUGUCCGAUCCCAGCGAGGAGGUCAUUUUGUGCGAUCUGCGUCUGCUCACGCAGAUCUGCAGCCGGGCGGACGAGCACCACUUCCGUCUGUUCCUCACCGACUUGCUGGAGCGCUUCGCGGCGGAUCGCCGCCUGCUCGAGUCGUGGGGCAGCCUGAUCAUUCGGCAGCUGUGCGUCCACCUGCAGACGGAGCGCGUCUUUCCCGUGCUCGCCGACAUUCUCGAGACGUACGAGGACCUGGAGUUUGCAUCGAUCAUGGUGCAGAAUCUCAAUAUGAUCCUCGUGGCGUCGCAGGAGCUCAAACCACUCCGCCGACGGAUCCGCGCGCUCGAUACGCGCGAGCAUCAGCAGCUGUUUGUGCGCUUGUACCGCUGCUGGAGCCACAAUGCCAUCUCGGCGCUGUGCCUGUGCCUGCUGACCCAGUCGUACGAACACGCCUACAAUGUCCUGCGCAUCUUUGCCGACCUCGACGUGUCGCUCUCGAUGCUGCUGCAAGUCGACAAGCUUGUCCAGCUCAUCGAGUCGCCCAUCUUUACGUCACUGCGUCUGCAGCUCCUCGAGCCCGAGCAGCAUCCCUUCCUCGUCAAGUGUCUCUACGGCAUGCUGAUGCUCCUGCCCCAGAGCUCGGCGUUUGCGACGCUGCGCAAUCGGCUGCAGGCCGUCCACGGCCUCGGCCACCUGACCAUGCCGAACGACGAGCGGCCACACACGCGCUACGCACGCCAGGCCACGCCCGACGUGCCGUGGAACGAGCUGCUGCAGCACUUUCGCACCGUCCAGCUGCGGCAUGAGCGCCUGCGUCUCGCCACCGAGCGCCACACGGACAACGAGCCUCGGCGGCGCGUGCAGCAGCGCGAGCCAGCGCCGUUUGCUCGCAUGUCGUUCACAGCGAACGCAGGUACGCGGUCAGCGCGUGAGUAA
Messenger RNA from Malassezia restricta, 2316 nucleotides. Its product is annotated as vacuole morphology and inheritance protein 14. Gene Ontology annotation, molecular function: protein binding. The record is from RefSeq and is a predicted model, not a curated record. The coding region runs from base 1 to 2316 and encodes 771 amino acids. Gene Ontology annotation, cellular component: endosome membrane; PAS complex; fungal-type vacuole membrane. Lineage: Eukaryota; Fungi; Basidiomycota; Malasseziomycetes; Malasseziales; Malasseziaceae. The transcript has a single exon. Gene Ontology annotation, biological process: phosphatidylinositol biosynthetic process; positive regulation of kinase activity.